This is a messenger RNA of Physcomitrium patens, 831 nucleotides long. RefSeq names its product putative pectate lyase 8. The record is from RefSeq and is a predicted model, not a curated record. Lineage: Eukaryota; Viridiplantae; Streptophyta; Bryopsida; Funariales; Funariaceae. Gene Ontology annotation, molecular function: pectate lyase activity.
AUGAUCACUAGCUACAAGACCAUUGACGGCCGUGGCGUUACAGUCCGCAUUGCGGGUGGCGGCGGUUUGACGAUGCAGCGCGUGAACAACAUCAUUAUUCACGGCAUCGCCAUCCAUGAUAUAAAACCCACAGGUCCCGGGAGGAUCAUGACCUCAACCAGCCAUGUGGGCAAGCGCAACAAGUUUGACGGUGACGCUAUCUCCAUAUUCUCCUCCAAGAACAUCUGGAUCGACCACUCCUACCAGGCUAGGGCAGCAGACGGUUUGAUCGACGUGAUCAGAGGUUCCUCCACAGUAUCGAUCACGAACAACUACUUCACCCAACACAACAAGGUAAUGCUCUUCGGAGCAAAAAAAGAUGAUUGGAUGGACCGGGACAUGUAUGUGACUGUAGUCUACAAUGUCUUGGGUCCCAAACUGCAGCAGAUGAUGCCGAGAGUCCGAUUUGGAAACGUCCAUGUUCUGAACGACUACAGGUCCAGAUGGGGCAUUUAUGCCAUAGCUGGCAGCGAGGGACCCACGAUUCUCUCUCAAGGAAACAUCUUCAACGCCUAUACGGGCUCCAAGCAAGUGACGAAGCGGAUCAACGACGGGGGACACAGCUUCGGAGGACCAAAAAACUGGAACUGCAAGUCUGAGGACGAUAGAUUCGUUUCCGGUGCUUACUGUACGAGUGUGCCGAUGAAGUGGUCGUAUCAGAGCUAUUCCAAGACUGCAAGUUGUGCUGCACGGCCAGCGACGAUGGUGAGCAGGAUGCCCACAAAGCACAUGCAAGACACGAUAGAGGCUGUAACUGAAUCGGUAGCCCACUGUCGUCGCGCAUACUUCUAG